Messenger RNA from Guillardia theta CCMP2712, 2162 nucleotides. RefSeq lists its product as hypothetical. The coding region runs from base 13 to 2112 and encodes 699 amino acids. The record is from RefSeq and is a predicted model, not a curated record. The transcript is spliced from 3 exons. Gene Ontology annotation, biological process: proteolysis. Gene Ontology annotation, molecular function: serine-type endopeptidase activity. NCBI's taxonomy places the organism in Eukaryota, Cryptophyceae, Pyrenomonadales, Geminigeraceae.
CCCGUCGAGCGAAUGAUCCCACCCAAGGACGUUUUGUUCGGCAAAGUGGAAGGCGAAAAUCGUGGCCCUUGCCCAAUGGAUCCAGCGCUGAAGAGGAAAGAUGACCUCUACUGGCUCCGUGACGACACGCGCAGCAACCCUAAAGUGCUCGCACAUCUGAACCGUGAGAAUGCUUACUUCGAGCACAAGUUCAGGCCGCUCCGCAGGUUGCACACCAAGAUCUACAGAGAGUUUGUCAGUCACGUGAAGGAAACGGAUGAAGAGGUUCCCUAUCCUUGGGGUAAUUACAUCUACUACACCAGAACGGUGAAGGGCUUGUCGUAUCCCAUUCAUUGCAGGAGGUUGACGGACACAAAGGAGAAGGCGAGCGCAGAGGAGGUUGUUCUGGAUGUCAACUUGCUCAGCAAGGGAAAGAAGUACUGCGACGUUCACUCAGUUGAGCCCAGUCCUGACCAUCAGCUCAUCGGCUUCACGGUGGAUCACACCGGGUAUGAAACGUUCGAGAUCAAGAUCAAGGACAUGGCGACCGGUCGACUGAUCCCGCUGGGUGUCGAUGAAUCGGCUGGGCAAAUGGUUUGGGGCUCGAGCAACUCAGAAUUUUUCUAUACGACCAUGGACUCAGAGCAUCGGCCUUACAAGGUAUGGAAACAUGUCCUGGGAGAGGACCAGAGCAAAGACGUUUGUUUGUUCACGGAAGACGAUGAGCUCUUCUGGAUCGACAUCGACAAGACCUGCAGCGGAAGGUUCCUCAUCGUCGAGUCGUGCUCGCCAACUACAUCAGAGAUCCACGUCCUCGACUUGCAGGACAGCAAGGCGACGCUGUCAGUCGUGCAGCCACGAGUCAAGGACCACAGAUACUCGGUCGAGCACUGGGGAGAACAUUUCUACAUCAUCACCAACAUGGACAAGUGCAUCAACUCUAAACUGGUGAAGACUAAGAUCUCAAGUCCAAGCAGGGAUCACUGGGUUGAAGUCCUUCCGUAUGAGAAGUCGACCAAGCUGGAUUAUCUUGUAUGCUUUGCGGAUCACGUUGUGAUCAAUGGGCGAAGCAAUGGCUUGAAGAUGUGCAAGAUCAUGGACAUGCGGACUGGAGCUGUUCACGAUCUGCACUUUGACGAGGAGUGCUACGACAUGUAUCCCAAGAAGAACAAGCAGUUUGACAGCAAGCUGUUUCGCUUCGGAUACUCCUCUCUCGUCACUCCGCACUCCACAUUUGAGUAUGACAUGACAACAAGGAAGAAAACGAUGCUCAAGGAGCAGGAGGUGCCGGGCUACGACCGGAGCAUGUAUCGCACGGCUAGAAUCAUGGCGCAGGCACGGGACGGAGAGCAAGUGGCCGUCUCCCUGGUCUUUCACAAGGACUGUGCGUGGGCGAAAUCAAGAUCUCCCUCCCCCAUGAUGCUCUACGGGUACGGCUCCUAUGGUAUCUGCAUCGACCCUUCCUUCGACUCCAAGACCAUCAGCUUCUUGGAUCGCGGCAUGAUCUAUGCGAUUGCGCACAUCAGAGGAGGUGGAGAGAUGGGAAGGCAGUGGUAUGAGGAGCAGGGGAAGUUUCUCACCAAGAUGAACACCUUCACCGACUUCUGUGACUGUGCUGAGCACUUGAUCAAGCUCGGCAUGACCACCUCCUCUCGCUUGGCCAUCUCGGGCAGGAGCGCUGGUGGUCUGCUCAUGGGCGCGGUGAUGAAUCUUCGUCCCGAUCUCUUCCGCGUCGUCGUCGCGGGCGUUCCGUUCGUGGACAUCAUGGCGACGAUGAGCGAUCCGAGCAUACCCCUGACCAUCACCGAGUGGGAAGAGUGGGGAAACCCCAACGAGCGGCGCUUCUUCGACUACAUGCUCUCCUACAGCCCCGUCGACAACAUUCGCGACGCUCACUACCCCGCUCUCCUCGUCACCGCAGGUCUCAACGACCCGCGCGUGCCCUACUGGGAACCGGCUAAGUGGGUCGCACGACUGAGGGAGAAAAACAAGAGCAAGAAGCCGAUGCUGCUUCGCACCGACAUGAGCUCAGGUCACUUCGCAGCGUCGGACAGGUACCGCCUCAUGGCUGAGCGAUCCAUCGAGUUCGCCUUUGUCGUUGACCAGCUCGAGUGCCGGGAGCUGCUCAACUAGAGACUCUUAAAAAACGUGAGCCGUUACAAAAGUACGUCCGUUACACAAUG